Molecule: messenger RNA, 249 nt
Organism: Acanthamoeba castellanii str. Neff
Lineage: Eukaryota; Discosea; Longamoebia; Acanthamoebidae
Product: ACN9 family protein
Exons: 2
Coding region: 1-249 (82 amino acids)
Biological process (GO): mitochondrial respiratory chain complex II assembly; succinate metabolic process
Cellular component (GO): mitochondrion; mitochondrial intermembrane space
Source: RefSeq, a predicted model, not a curated record
AUGCGUGAUCUUGGCGAUGCCUUUGUUUCGCAGGAGUUUCGGCUGCACAUGGAUGUGAAAGAUGGACAGGUGGUGGCGGCAUUCUUGGCGCGAUGGCGCGAGUAUCUGACCACGCUCCGAUCCAGCGAUGUGGAACAAAAGGAAGGUGCUCCGCUUGAUGAAGACGCCGUCGCCGCACUGUCCGACGAACAGCGUCAGCAGCUCCAUCGGCUACGCACUACCCUUCUCGAAGAUAAGGAGAAAGAUUAA